Molecule: messenger RNA, 4359 nt
Organism: Xiphophorus couchianus (Monterrey platyfish)
Lineage: Eukaryota; Metazoa; Chordata; Actinopteri; Cyprinodontiformes; Poeciliidae
Gene: ctdspl2b
Product: CTD (carboxy-terminal domain, RNA polymerase II, polypeptide A) small phosphatase like 2b
Exons: 13
Coding region: 232-1662 (476 amino acids)
Molecular function (GO): phosphatase activity
Source: RefSeq, a predicted model, not a curated record
GUGUCUGUGUCCCAUACGGGUAUCUGGCUCGGAGAGACCGAGCAGAGGCGGGAAAUGGCGCCUGGUAGCACAGCAGUGUGUCAUUUCGAAGACGAUCCUUGAACAGCAGAAAUACAACAGUGUGGGGGGGGAAGAACAAACAGUGCCUGUGUUGUGAUGUUUAAUCUGCCUUGAGUCGUUAUUGUCACGUAUAGCGGGUCACACUACACUUUACAUGUGACUGCUAAAACAAUGAGGCUGAGAAUGCGUAAGGCGUCUCAGCACCAAAACCCCGCUCUGACCAGCCGCACGUCCCGAACCAAGAGGAGACAUUCAGAGGUAGAAGAAGACCCUCCUGCCAGCGGAGGAAGAGGAAUACUAUCCACCAUCAAGAAGUUCAUCCGAGGAAAUGCUGUCAAGUUGCAACAGGAAAGCCCAGCAAAGAAGACACGCCUCCACUGCGAUGUGGACAACAACCUCAUAACCUCCACUCCCACAAACACCAACUCCCCCCGGAGGGGUGCAAGCAGAGUAGGCAAGAAAGGCACCAUCAAUGGCCAGGCGACCAAUCAUGACAGGAAUAAGGAGAAGCCCAAUGGCAGUCUGGAGGAUACGACUGCGGCUGAGAUGACCUCCAGCCCUCCCAGGACCACGCUGCUUGGGACGAUAUUCAGCCCAGUUUUUAACUUCUUCUCACCAGCUAAAACAUCCUCGGGCUCAGACUCCCCUGACCAGGCCCUGGAGGCUGAGGAGAUAGUGAAGCAGCUGGACAUGGAGCAGGUGGUGGAGACGCCCACCAGCACAGCCACGUCCAUACAGGACCUGUGCCCCGGUAAUAACUUCUACUCCAGCGUAUCGCACCUGCCGCCUCUACAGCCGCCACACAUCCUUGAGGUGACUCCUACGGCAGAGGAAGAAGAGCUCGACGCCGACGUUGACCUCCCGCCUCUGACAGCUCCAGGUUCUCAUAUGAAUGUGACGUAUGUGGAUGUUCCUCCUGCUACCGUGCCACCAGAGGCGUCCUACGAGGAAGAUUGGGAAGUGUUUGAUCCGUAUUUCUUCAUCAAACACGUCCCUCCGCUGACAGAAGAGCAGCUGACCCGUAAACCAGCCUUGCCACUGAAGACGCGCAGCACGCCUGAGUUCUCUCUGGUCCUCGACUUGGAUGAAACGUUAGUUCACUGCAGCUUAAAUGAACUAGAGGAUGCAGCACUUACCUUCCCUGUCCUCUUUCAAGAUGUCAUUUACCAGGUGUAUGUGCGCCUCAGGCCGUUUUUUAGAGAGUUUCUGGAGCGGAUGUCUCAAAUAUAUGAGAUAAUCCUUUUCACAGCUUCUAAAAAGGUGUAUGCAGACAAACUACUCAAUAUUUUGGAUCCUAAAAAGCAGCUUGUAAGACACCGGUUAUUUCGUGAGCAUUGUGUCUGUGUCCAGGGAAACUAUAUCAAGGACCUCAACAUCUUAGGCAGAGAUCUGUCAAAGACUAUCAUCAUUGACAAUUCACCGCAAGCCUUUGCUUAUCAGUUGUCCAAUGGGAUACCAAUAGAGAGCUGGUUCAUGGAUAAGAAUGACAACGAGCUGCUAAAGCUGGUCCCGUUUCUGGAGAAGCUGGUUGAGAUGAACGAAGACGUGCGACCACAUGUUCGGGAGAGGUUCCGACUUCACGACCUUUUGCCUCCUGAUUGAAACCAGCUUGUGGUGCGUCACAACGAAGCAGCAGGAUAAGACUGAAAUCAACAUACGUGUAAAAAGCCUCUCUUUGGAAUACAAAAUACAGCAUUGCCAUUACUUUUAAAAAAAAGUAGCUUUUUUUUUGUUUGGGGAAAAAAAAGAUGUUUUUGUUUUGUUUUUUUAACCUAGGUGUAAUUUUCUAAAACACAAAAAAAAUCCAUAGAGGGAAAUUACACACAUUACAAACAUACCCAUGUAGACUCCUCUUUUUAUGUGACUCCAGCUGUGGAGCCAGAAAUGAGCUCCACUCUAAACUCUGAAGUCUUGGUGCUGGUUUAGUGGAUAUGAACAGGUAAAGAGGAACUCUUCCCUGAGUCCCCGAACGCCACAUCAGCCCUUCCUGGUGCUCACGCUGUUGACACUGACAAAAUGACACUCUGCAGAUCUUUUUUUUUUUAAUUUUUCUUAUUCUUCCUUGUUGUUCUUCAGCAGGAAUGAUGGGUUGGUGAAUCAGUCCAUGUAUAUUCACACACUUGCUGAUCUGAUGAGCGGAUAAAUUUCCAAUCUGUAGCUUUUAAAAACAAAUAUGCAUUCCUCUGUAGCUCUGUCAAGUUUCUAUUGUAGGUUCCUGUUUUGUUUUUUUUUGUUUUUUUUUUCCCGGUAAAUCUUGGUCUUUCAUUGUUUUCUUUGUUGUUAAGAUAGUAUUUACGAGAUGUUUUGCUUAUAUUUGUAAGAUGCAUUUUUAGAAGGGGUCCUGUGAGUUUUAGUGGAAGCCUUUUUAAAAAAACAAAACAAAAAAAACCCAUCAUGGGUGCGUAUUCAUAACAGUCCACUUAUGACUUAAACUUGAAAUUAGUCUGGGAAGUUAAAGCUUUGCUCUCAAUCGAAGUCAUGAUAAAUUGUUGUGAUCGCCUUACCGUAGGCAUGUUACUCCAUAAUUAUCGGGACUAAUCUUAGCUGUAAAUUGUGAAAAUUAGAGGGCAUUCAUUUUCAGAUUGUCUCAAGAUGCUUCAUUAGUAGUAACUUUUACUUUGUCAUCCAACUGUAAUCAGUAUUGUCUUUUCCUCUUAAUCAAGUGUUCUGGCUAAAAAUCCGUACUCUUUUCUUUAAGUUGUACUGUGUCAUUUAAAGGCUCUAUCAGUAGCAUCAUGAUAAAUGUAGCACAUAUUUGCCAGUGUUAACGUCUGCUCAUGGCUGACAUGUUGCUAGGUCUCAGACCAGCAGCAUCCAGUUUAUUUGAAUCCCCCCAUUAAACAUUUUUCCAGUAUAACUAAAGUGGUGUUCAAGAAUGGCAACAUAAGAAUGUUUUAUUUCCUCUUUCAGCUCAUUUCAGUCUGAACUUUUUGGCCAAACUAACACGUUAGUGUCGGUGACGACAGAAAACUAAACGGCAUUUGGUCUCCAAAGUCACAGUCGAUUGCUGAAAAGUUUGCUCUCAUCGUUCGGCUUUUUUUUUUUUCUCGUUUGUGUUCAGAUGAAAUUAUCGUGCAUUUUGCGCUAAGUGAAAUGUGAGUGUUUUUAGUUGCCUGUACAGUGCCAUGCAAUCUCUGUUCUCCCAAGCUUCUUCUUUGGGCAAUAAUUGUGCAAUUGUCCAAAAACAAAAACUUAAUAGCAAAGAGAGACAAUCAAACCUUCUCAGUUUUGCAGACAUUGAAACACAGACGGUGGGUGCUGUGUUGUUUGACCUUGUCUCCAUGUGUAAAAUUUCCCAAUCAAAACCUUAAAAUCUUUCAGUGCAGAAGUUGUUUCCAUCUGCUUAGUUGGUUGCCUGAAUUUGCCUUUUUUUGGUGGGGGGAUACAGUGAUGUUUAAUCAGAAUGUUUUGAGUAAAUAUGUUCUGACUAUGAAUGUAAACUACACAUGGGGUGAAGGCUUAAAAACAUCUUUCCAAAUAUUCUGCAUUGUGCUUUGGCUUCGUCACUGAAGAAAAAAAAUAAAAAAGAAGAAACUGGCAGCACAUACAUGUUUAAGAACUUAAAAAAAAAAAGUAAGGAAAAUAUUAAAAUGCACUUGGAAUGGAGACGUUUCUCAAUUUCACCAAUCCUGACUGCCAUCUUUAUGCAAGCCUCACUUCCUGUGUGUGAUGUUUCCCCAGCUCGCUUGUUUCCUCAGUUUGACAGUGUGCUAUUUUUCUGUUGCUGCCUUUCUGAAGGAUCAGAGGGGAGGCAUUGGAGACUUUUCAUUCAACUCAUUUUUAUGUGCAUUACCAGUUUAUUGUACACUGAGUGUUGUACAAUACAUGCAGCUUCUUGUAUGAAAAAAAAAAUCCUUAAAAUAAGGAAAAUCUUUUGUAUUUUUGAUUCUUUUUUUAAAAAGGCAUGACAUAUCUACUUUAAAUGUAUUAAUGAAGAUUUAACUUUACAUCAGAUGGGGUGUUUUUUUUUUUUGUUGUUUUUUUUCUUCUUACGGAUAUCUGUGUUUUAGUUUAGGACUGUCAAAGAACGGUUAAACUUAGCAUGUAGACAAUACAGCUUGCUUUGUGGGAAAGUCAUGAAACAAAUCGUGACAUUUUUCUGCAAAAGAGUGGCUCUGUUAAUUUUAUUUUAUUUUUUACCAAUAUCCGUUAAGCCAUUUUACUUGCAACAAUUGCUGUUUGUGCUGAUGAUGUAUUUAAUGUUUUCAGACAUCUUUGUUAUCUAUCAGGCUGUAUGCUAUUGUAAAGUGUAUAUACAGUUACAUUGAAUUUCUGAAACAAAGUUUUAAAAUGAAAAAA